CGCAUUGUAAAAAACAUUGUGAAUCCUUUGGUAUUCAAGUAGAUUCGAAUUAGUCGUAAUUCAGAUUUCAAACUCACAAGUUUUUCAAAAAUUUUCUCCAUCUGUGCUUUAAUACUUUCUGUGGAUUGAAAGGAAACAUUUUGUAUCAUAAUUUUAUUUCUGCAAGAUUGUUGGAAAAUCGUGUAGAACUAUUGAUUCCUUAUACAAUCGCAAAGUCAUAAACGAAUGAGAAAUGAAAACAUUAAUCAUAUUUAGUGUCAUUUUUAUUAUCUCAUCAACAACAAUUCAGGCUGCUCCACUUCAAAGCCUUUCUGAUAAACUCACAUCAUCAUCGGGUGGUGAUCAAACAAAAGAAAGAGUUCCAAACGAUGAACCAUACAAACCCGAAGCGUCCAAUAAAAGCAAGUUUGAGAAUGACGAAAAUGUAAAAGAGUUAGAUGGUUUGAAGACUCAAACAAAUGCUGGCAAAGAAGCUGUGGAAAUAACAGACAAGGUUGAAGAUUCUUUAAGGAAAAUCCAUGAUAUGAAUCCACAACAUAAAUCGAGUGAUGACAAACCACCAAAGAAAUAUCGUGGGGCUGCUCGUUUGGCUUUCGGGCAGAACGCAGAAGAAGCAACGGAAAUUCCGACUACAGUGAAGCAGAAGGAAAUUUUGGAAAAUCUUCCGUUUCCUGAAGCUAGCGAGGCAACAACUUCAGCAACAAAGAACGGUCAACGUCGUUCUGUGAAGAGUGACCUUUCUGUCAGUGCUGAUUCCAUACUGCGUCACUUGAAUGGAAAAUAUUCUGCUUAUGAUAUGGCCCAGUACAUUUUUUGGACGGGAGAUGAAGAAGGCGUUGCAAAAGCAAUCGAAGAGCUUAUUGACGAAGGUUUGAUGAGUCGAGAAAAUGCCAUCACAUUUCUAAACGACAUUCGAAUUGGUAUUGAUUACUUAGAAAACACUUACAAUUUAAAGAAUGGAGAAACAAAGAAUACAAGUCCUUUCGUUCGAUUCACAUCAUUUACGACUUCAACAACCGAAGCUCCUGUGGAAGAUUUGCCAUUUAAUUACAACUACAACUACCAGAAGUUUCAUAGCUUCUUUAAGCCCAGUCACAAGAAUAAAAUCCAUUUUGAUGAAGAUGAAACGCCAACGCUUUCACCAGUUGUACUGAAGGUAUUAGAGAAGAUUCCUUCAUUGUUGAAGCUUACAGAGGUUCAUAGUUUUAACAACAAACAAGGACUUAAAAGCUCAUUUGAUGAAGAAGGUGGAAGAUCUCGUUUGGCAGAUUUCUUGUAUGGUGAAUAUCCUCUCGAAGAAGUAAUUUAUCAACUAGCGAAGGUAAUGUUCACUCAGAGUUUAACUCAUGGCUCUGAAGAAUCUCAGGAUGCACUGCAAAAGCUCACACAAUUUUUAGACAAUGAAGGCAAGAAUGGCCGCAUUUCACCUACACUCCAGAAGAAAGUUCUUGAUGUCUUACUUGCUGCACUCUCUGAUACGUUGAGCGAAAAUCCCGAAGUCAUGGAAAAAGCACGCCAUGCGAUUAUGUCUAAAUAAAGGGAAAGGAUUAAUAAUUUAAAAAUAUAAAUAAAAUAUUUAUGUACUUAACGUUUCAUUGUAACCCACACAUCCUGACAACCAUUCUAAAGAGUGAAGGCUAUUUUUGUAUGAGUCAAUGGAGGCUGAGUAUUGAUUAAGACAGAGCUUCAAUAUCUGGUGGAAUAAAUAUUGAAAAAAACACAGGAAAUAUAAAACACACGAUGUAGAUUGUAGAAGAACUGAAUAAAGUUUAUCAUCCGUUACCUACAAUAAGUAAC
This is a messenger RNA of Clunio marinus, 1797 nucleotides long. NCBI's taxonomy places the organism in Eukaryota, Metazoa, Arthropoda, Insecta, Diptera, Chironomidae. The record is from the annotation of a GenBank genome assembly.